CGAACACAGCAGCAAUUUCUCCCAAAAUAUUUUUGCCCCCAAAAGCUUUCCGCCUUUCCUCUUCUCUCCACCCCCACUGACAGCCACCCACCAGCUGAGCACCGUCGACCACCAGCUACCGUACGACCAUCUCCAUCUCCAUCUCCAUCUCCGGUUCUCAGGCCAAACCACUGUACGACCCAUCUACCGUACGGCCAGGACGGGUCCAGCUACCACAUUGGAUUGAGAUAUCUGCUCGGCUGGGCUCUUGGGUCGGAAAGGGUGGGGCUUUUCACGGGCGAAAUCAGGCGAGCUUGGUCUUCCUUGUGGAGCACAAAAUAUUAGCAUCGAAAUUAUUGUGAGCAAAGGAAAAGGAGAAGAUGGAGAUAAACUUGGGAAGACUUGCUUUCGACAUUGAUUUCCAUCCUUCGGAAGAACUCGUAACCACUGGGCUCAUAAACGGGGACCUUCAUCUCUACAGUUACGCCGCUAAUGCCUUACCACAGAGGCGGUUUGAAGUUCGCGCACACACUGAGUCUUGCAGAGCUGUUAGAUUCAUUAACAAUGGAAGUGAAAUUGCGACUUGUUCUCCAGACUGCUCAAUUCUGACCACAGAUGUGGAGACUGGAUCACCCAAUCUUCGUCUUGAACAUGCCCACGGUGAUGCAAUCAGUAGAUUGAUAAACUUGGACAAGACAACCAUAGCCACGGGUGAUGAUGAAGGGUGUAUCAAGGUGUGGGACACCAGACAGCGUUCUCUCUGCAAUUCUUUUGAUGCUCACUGUGAUUAUGUUUCUGAUAUCACUUUUCGUUCUGGCACACUCUUGGCUACUAGUGGAGAUGGGACUCUUUCUGUUUGCGAUCUUCGAAAAAAUAAAGUCCAAGCUCGGUCUGAGUUCUCUGAAGAUGAGUUACUCUCCGUUGUUAUCAUGAAGGAUGGUCAGAAAGUCGUUUGUGGAUCACAAACUGGAACUCUAUUACUGUAUUCAUGGGGAUGCUUCAAGGAUUGCAGUGAUCGCUUUAUUGGUCUCUCUCCGAACUCUGUUGAUGCAUUGUUGAAGCUGGACGAAGAUACAAUCAUCACUGGAUCUGAGAAUGGACUCAUCAGCCUGGUAGGCAUACUACCCAACAGAAUCAUUCAACCGAUUGCGGAGCACUCAGAGUAUCCUGUGGAGCGCCUCGCUUUUUCAUUCGAUCGAAAGUUUCUUGGCAGUAUAGCACAUGAUCAGAUGUUGAAGCUAUGGGAUUUGCAUGAUAUAUUGAUAGGUUCUGGAAAAACUGUAACAAGUGAGGCAGAUAUUGCACACAGUGAUAGUGAUGAGAUGAAAACGGAAACUAGUCUUCCAAAGAAUAAUAAAGGUACCAAGAGAAAAAGUGCAAGUAAUGGAAAUGAUUUUAGCAGUUCAACCAGUUUUUUCGCAGAUUUGUAGGUGGAUGGUUCCAUAGACCUUUUCUUAUUCAUUUCAAGUUCAAUAUAUAAGAUUUUUCACUUUAGUAUUCUUUUAGAAUCCCAUUGUGGCCUUCAGUUAGUAUCCUGAUGGCUGAGCAAUGUUUACCAUGCCAUUUGCUAGGACACAGUGGUUGUCUUUUUAUGAGAGGAUUAUGAAGUAUUUAAUUUUGGUUUUCUUUUUAAGUUUGUGGGAGGAUCUCGGAGUUAUCUUGGUGUCUCGUGUGUUAAUUUUUUUUUUUUUAAAUAAAGGUUUUUCUGCUUUUUUCCUCUCA
Alnus glutinosa is the source of this 1701-nucleotide messenger RNA. Its product is annotated as WD repeat-containing protein 55-like. NCBI's taxonomy places the organism in Eukaryota, Viridiplantae, Streptophyta, Magnoliopsida, Fagales, Betulaceae. Bases 360 to 1409 code for a protein of 349 amino acids. Gene Ontology annotation, molecular function: protein binding. The transcript has 14 exons. The record is from RefSeq and is a predicted model, not a curated record.